CGAAGCGGCUGGAAGGCGGGCCCGAGAAGGGUGGGGAGACGUUACGUUGACGCGGGCGUGACCUUGUCCAGUAGGAUUUGGCGGGAUUUCCGAAGGCUGUAGGCAGAGCGCGCGCUGCGACUUGAGACCGAGGCGUAGGAGGAGGCGAGUCGCGCCUUAGGAGCGCGGUUGGAAGCUGAGACUCGUCUGGGUUUCGUGCAGAAGGCCGAAGCAAGGAAGUAGAGAAGCGGGGCACAAGCGAGGGGACCUACAGUCCGUCCGGGAUCGGGCGCGGGCGGGCCCAGCAGACGGUAGUCCGAGUGUGCAGCCUGCCCUAGCGAAGCACUGCAGGUCCAGUAUUGCACACUGAGCAAUGGCUAUGGAGAUGCAGCUUGAAUCAAAUGCAGAUACUUCAGUGGAAGAAGAAAGCUUUGGUCCACAACCUAUUUCUCGAUUAGAGCAAUGUGGUAUAAAUGCCAAUGAUGUGAAGAAAUUGGAAGAAGCUGGAUUUCAUACCGUAGAGGCUGUUGCCUAUGCACCAAAGAAGGAGCUAAUAAAUAUUAAGGGGAUUAGUGAAGCCAAAGCUGAUAAAAUUCUGACUGAGGCAGCUAAAUUAGUUCCAAUGGGUUUCACCACUGCAACUGAGUUCCACCAAAGGCGAUCUGAGAUCAUACAGAUUACUACUGGCUCCAAAGAACUUGACAAACUGCUUCAAGGAGGAAUUGAGACUGGAUCCAUCACAGAGAUGUUUGGAGAAUUCCGAACUGGGAAGACCCAGAUCUGUCAUACAUUGGCUGUAACAUGCCAGCUUCCCAUUGACCGAGGUGGAGGUGAAGGAAAGGCCAUGUACAUUGACACCGAAGGUACCUUUAGGCCAGAACGGCUGCUAGCAGUGGCUGAGAGAUAUGGCCUCUCUGGCAGUGAUGUCCUGGAUAAUGUAGCAUAUGCUCGAGGGUUCAACACAGACCACCAGACCCAGCUCCUUUAUCAGGCAUCGGCCAUGAUGGUAGAGUCCAGGUAUGCACUGCUAAUUGUAGACAGUGCCACCGCCCUCUACAGAACGGACUAUUCGGGUCGAGGUGAGCUUUCAGCCAGACAGAUGCACUUGGCCAGGUUUCUGCGGAUGCUUUUGCGACUUGCUGAUGAGUUUGGGGUAGCAGUGGUAAUCACCAACCAGGUGGUGGCCCAGGUUGAUGGAGCAGCCAUGUUUGCCGCGGACCCUAAGAAGCCUAUUGGAGGAAACAUCAUUGCUCACGCCUCAACAACAAGAUUGUACCUGAGAAAAGGAAGAGGGGAAACCAGAAUCUGCAAAAUCUAUGACUCUCCUUGUCUUCCUGAAGCUGAAGCUAUGUUUGCCAUCAAUGCGGAUGGAGUGGGAGAUGCCAAAGACUGAAUUGUUUUUCCUUUGUGAUAAACCUUAAGCGCUGCAGACUAAUGGAAAGGACUGCUCCCUGGAGUUUUUCACAGGCUUCUUCCUGUUGUGACUGCCAGCCAAAGGCUUUCAGGAAAACAGCUAUUAUAUCGGCUUUUCUUACGAUGUAAACACAAGACAGGUCAGUGGUCACAAGCUGACCUGAACUGUUUAUUCCUUCUGGAGUAUAUUAAUCUCUAUGUGAUUUCUUUGGUUUGGGGGGUAGGUAUGAAAUACCUUUGACAUCAUAGUGCCUUGGGAUUGACUCAGGACUAACUGCUAUUGGCCACUUUUAUGUCUCCAAGAGAACUAACUAAAGCUGGAGAGACCUGACUUCUCUGUCUUAAUAAUGUUAGGAAAAAAUACCUGAGCUAUGUAGCAAAUGGAGUGGGUCGCUUCACAGGUUCUUUUCCAUCAGUAAAAACUGUUAAAUCGGAAGCAGGUUUUUAAGUUUGUGUGUCUGAAUUAGCUUACGUAAGAAUUUUGUUUUAAUAUUAAGAGCAAUUCAAGAUAAUCAUUUCAGAAGCUCUUUAGUAGAUUCAGUGUGGAGCUGCUAAUAAAGUAGUUAUUUGUAGGGAAUGUGCUGUUUAUAGGAGUUACUCUGGUACAGCUGAAUAUUUCAACGUAGGGCCUUCAUAAUACUGUUUUGGCUCUGGAAAGGAAUGAUCAGUUUCUAUUACUUUAAAACUGAAAAUGUAAAGGGGAAGUCCCGCCUUCAGGUGAUUCACUUUAUUCUCCUUUAAACUCAUAGAAAGUAUCACAAGAUAGCUACUCCGUAGCAUUCCUGUGGCCUUUGUUUCUAUUAAGGUUUGUAUUGCAUAAAUCUGGUACUUGCCCAGAUUAUUCUGCUUUUUAGGGGUUUGAGAUACUCCUUCCCCUUCACGUCUACUCAGCGUGAGUUUUAAGCAACUCUUCCAAUUUCAAAGGGCCUCUUGGCUAGAAUUGGGUGGAGAGGCAGUGCAAAUCACAGGCUAUUGCCUCUGUUGAUCCUACUGUAUGUAAGGAGAUAGGAGGACAAAAUUUAAUGCAACUUUGUUUUAAAAAUAGCUGUUCCCUGACCAUAGACCAGAGUGCCUCCUAAGUCUUCUUCCCUUUUUUUCCAUCACAAAACAAACCUGGAAUGAUGUAGUAAACCCACAGUGACAGACUCUGGAAUGAAAGCUUGGUUCUUAUAUAAAAACAUCUCAAUCUUUUAGACCUAUAAAGUAUUUUAAGUGACCUUGA
Molecule: messenger RNA, 2614 nt
Organism: Dama dama (fallow deer)
Lineage: Eukaryota; Metazoa; Chordata; Mammalia; Artiodactyla; Cervidae
Gene: RAD51
Product: RAD51 recombinase
Exons: 10
Coding region: 353-1372 (339 amino acids)
Biological process (GO): reciprocal meiotic recombination; mitotic recombination; chromosome organization involved in meiotic cell cycle
Cellular component (GO): condensed nuclear chromosome
Molecular function (GO): DNA strand exchange activity; double-stranded DNA binding; ATP-dependent DNA damage sensor activity
Source: RefSeq, a predicted model, not a curated record